Messenger RNA from Esox lucius (northern pike), 2781 nucleotides. It is a transcript of the gene foxred2, whose product is annotated as FAD-dependent oxidoreductase domain containing 2. The record is from RefSeq and is a predicted model, not a curated record. Gene Ontology annotation, molecular function: flavin adenine dinucleotide binding; monooxygenase activity. Bases 345 to 2423 code for a protein of 692 amino acids. Lineage: Eukaryota; Metazoa; Chordata; Actinopteri; Esociformes; Esocidae. The transcript is spliced from 10 exons.
UGUUUCUCUCCGCGCAUAUGAAACAGGAAUUGUUCACAGCACGCCUGAAAUAUUUCUCACUUCUAAUGUUUCUUGGAGGAACGCGUUUGAAUCAGUCCUGAAUAAUGGUUUCUAGCUAGUGAAACAAACAAUUCAGUAACUGAAUCUGGAAACGGUGAUGCGAGUCGAUUUAAAGGAACGAAUCGUUUGCACAUCAUCAGCAAAGAAUCCUGAGAUCCGGAGAGUUGCAUCGGGCUACGUUAUGAAAUCGUACAAUGUGUGUAGGUUGUUGGAGAGUUCAAUUUACAAACCCGAUACAAAAUGUUAUGGAUUUAGAUAAACGGGACCCACUGCAGUGACAGGUCAUGGAUUUCCCACUCCUCAUUUUCUUUGCCUUCUUGGUCAUGGUGGUCCACGGUUUUCCUGAGGACUACCACAUUCACAACAGCACCCGUCACCAUGACUACUGUGUACUUGGAGCUGGGCCUGCAGGACUUCAGAUGGGUUACUUCCUCUCCAAGAGCCAAAGAGAUUACAUUAUCUUGGAGAGGAACUCUGGGCCAGGGAGCUUCUUCAGUAUAUACCCUCGACACAGGAAACUCAUCAGCAUUAACAAAAUAUACACCGGGAGGCAGAACCGCGAGUUUAACCUUCGCCAUGAUUGGAACUCCCUCCUGAGCGACAGGCCCGACCUGCUGUUUCAGCGAGUGAGCCAGGAGCUCUAUCCAGAUGCAGACUCAUUUCCCAUCUACCUCUCAAUGUAUGUCAAAGAGCUGGGACUGAAGGUCCAGUAUGGGGUGGACAUCGGGAAGAUCAGGGCCUCAGAGUCUGAAUCACCUAGAGGCAGAGGAUACAUACUGGUUGACCAGCAUGGACUAGACUAUACAUGCAGUGUCCUCCUGGUGUCUACAGGAAUGUGGGAUCCUCAGAAGGUCCAGUUUGAAGGUUCAGACCUGGUGGAAGGCUAUGAGUCCAUCCCUUUGAACCCAGAGGAGUAUAAGGACCAGGCCGUGCUGAUCCUGGGAAAGGGGAACUCCGCCUUUGAAACUGCUCAGAGCAUCCUGGGUAGGGCCAGCCGCAUCCAUCUCUACAGCCCGAGCCCGGUCCGCCUUGCCUGGCAGACACACUACGUUGGAGAUCUCCGAGCUGUGAACAAUGAGUUGCUUGACACGUACCAGUUAAAGUCCCUUGAUGGGCUUGUGGAGGGAGGCCUUGAGGACAUUGCUAUCGUCAAAAAUGGAGAGGAUGAAAGAAAGCAUUCAGGCAGAAAGAAGCAGCGCUGUUCCAGUGGGAAGAAAAGACGUGGCCAGUUUUACCUUACUCUAGCUGAGCUUCUGGAACAUCCAGAUGGGAAGAACAGUACAAAGAUCACGGCAGCAAAUCUGCCUGUGUACCACAAUGACAACUUCUCUCUCCGACAGCCCUACGACCGUGUAAUCCGCUGCCUGGGAUUCCGGUUCAACUUCAGCAUCUUUGAUGGAUCUGCCCGUCCACCAAGCAGUGAGGUUACAAGAGGACGGUUGCCAGGGCUAACCGCUUGGUAUGAAGGCCAGGGAACUCCAGGCCUGUUUGUUCUGGGGACGGCUUCCCACUCACGAGACUAUCGCUCCUCUGCAGGCGGGUUCAUUCAUGGUUUCCGAUACACAGUGCGUGCUGUACAUAGAGUCCUUGAGCAGCGCUACCAUAGCAACUAUUGGCCGUCAAUCAAACUUUCAGUCAGUCAACUGCAGUCCUGGUUGUUGAGGAGGGUCAACGAGGCCUCUGGACCGUACCAAAUGUUCGGGGUACUUGGGGACAUCAUUUUACUUAGAGGGUCUCACUGUGAGUAUCUGGAGGAGUUUCCAAUCCAGGCCCUGCCCCAGUUCUCUUCUCUUUCUGGGCACAGGGUUUCAAAGCACGGGUUGUUGGUUCUGAUCCUGCAGUACGGGCUGAACCCCACAGACUCACUAGGCCCCGGCAGGGCAGAGUCCGAGUGGACCCGCGCCUGGAGGUCCAACUUCCUCCACCCUGUUCUGUACUACUACGACACACUUCCUAGUGAGAAAGACCUGAGACACCGUCCUGCUGGCUGGCCACUACCACGGCCCAAGGCAGUGCAUCACAUGGUGGAGGACUUCUUGACUGAGUGGGAUGGGCCCAUCUCACACAGCCAGCCAUUGCGCCGCUUCCUGGAACACUGUCUCCACACUGACCUCAGGGCCUUCUAUGCGGAGUCAUGUUUCCGCUUUUCCCUGACCAAUCGCAAGCCACCCUUGUUUUGUCGUCAAGGAUACCUGAGGAAGCAUGGGGUUGUUGGUAACAGUCAUCUGUGGCAGCAUGCCCGUGAAGCUGGGCUAAUGCCUAGUGAACAGGAAUAUGCAUCGCCAGACGUGGACCCAUCGUUCCCUGAUUACCUUACCCGAGCCGGAGCCUCAGUGUCCUCGGCAAUCAACGUUGAUUUCUGAUUGUUUAUCCAAAAUCCCAAAACUAAGCCUGUGGCACUUUUUUAGAUGUCCAAAGACAUUUUCUACCUCUCAUUUUAAUGUCCCAUUAAUAUACCAAAUAAUGUUUUAAACAACUAUCCUGGAUUGUGAGAGUGGACAUGUUAUUCCAUUUCAUUCUAGCAGAAUUGUGCCAUGUUUUAUAUGAUGAAACUUCAGAUUUGAAUGUGUGUAUAAACAGUAUAUGGGUAAUGUAUUGGGUUUUCAUUGCAUCUAUGAAUGAUGCAGUAUUUAUUUUUUAUACUAUUUCUGUAGGUCUAUUACUGUUAUUUAUGUGCUUACUUUAUUUUCUGUUGUUAGGCAUAAAGAGAACAUAAUGUUA